Cynara cardunculus var. scolymus (artichoke) is the source of this 1568-nucleotide messenger RNA. RefSeq names its product ubiquitin carboxyl-terminal hydrolase 4. NCBI's taxonomy places the organism in Eukaryota, Viridiplantae, Streptophyta, Magnoliopsida, Asterales, Asteraceae. The transcript is spliced from 6 exons. Gene Ontology annotation, biological process: protein deubiquitination. Gene Ontology annotation, molecular function: cysteine-type endopeptidase activity; cysteine-type deubiquitinase activity. The record is from RefSeq and is a predicted model, not a curated record. Gene Ontology annotation, cellular component: nucleus; cytosol. The coding region runs from base 208 to 1323 and encodes 371 amino acids.
UACAGCUUGGCAGGCAGGCCUCAUGAUUCACGAGUGAUGUUAGCAAUUAACGGAGCGCCAAUAGCAAUUUUCAUCACAUCUUCGAUUUUGUUCUCAAAUCUUGUUGUACAUCUUUCUUGAUCACCAAACCGUACUCUAACUACUAGAGAGAGAGAGCGAGAGCUUGGUUCUUUCCCAAAACGAAGGUGGUUUGGAUGCCGUGAACAAAUGGGUGCAGCUGGGUCGAAACUUGAGAAAGCUUUGGGAGACCAGUUUCCAGAAGGCGAGCGAUACUUCGGUCUCGAAAAUUUUGGCAAUACAUGUUACUGUAACAGUGUCUUGCAGGCUCUUUAUUUCUGUGUUCCAUUUCGUGAGCAGUUGUUAGAAUAUUAUUCAAACAACAAAAGCUUAGCUGAUGCAGAAGAAAAUCUAUUAACAUGCCUGGCUGACCUGUUUACACAGAUAAGUUCGCAAAAGAAGAAAACUGGGGUCAUUGCUCCAAAACGCUUUGUACAGAGAUUGAAGAAGCAGAAUGAGAUUUUUCGCAGCUAUAUGCACCAGGAUGCCCAUGAAUUUUUGAAUUAUCUGUUAAACGAACUUGUUGACAUACUGGAGAAGGAGUCGCAUGCUGCAAAGAGUGAUCCAGAAUCUUCUUCAUCUUCUGAGCAAAUUGCUAAUGGACUAAAGAGUGCUCACACCAAUGGUCAUAUGAGAGAGCCUCUUGUCACCUGGGUGCAUAAGAAUUUCCAGGGUAUACUUACAAAUGAAACUAGGUGCUUACGUUGCGAGACGGUAACAGCAAGAGAUGAAACGUUUCUUGACUUGAGCCUCGAUAUUGAGCAAAAUAGCUCAAUUACUAGCUGUUUGAAGAACUUCAGUUCCACCGAGACUUUGAAUGCUGAGGACAAAUUCUUUUGUGAUAAGUGUUGCAGCUUGCAGGAAGCCCAAAAAAGAAUGAAGAUUAAGAAGCCACCUCAAAUUUUAGUCAUCCAUCUAAAAAGGUUCAAGUACAUUGAGCAGCUUGGACGGUAUAAGAAGCUAUCUUAUCGUGUAGUCUUCCCACUCGAGCUCAAACUCAGCAAUACAGUAGAAGAUGCAGACGCAGAGUAUUCUCUGUUUGGGGUCGUAGUGCACGUUGGAAGCGGGCCCAACCACGGGCACUACGUUAGCCUGGUGAAAAGCCAUAAUCAUUGGUUGUUUUUUGAUGACGAAAAUGUAGAAAUGAUUGAUGAAUCAGCCGUGCAAACGUUCUUCGGAUCAGCACAAGAGUAUUCAAGCAACACAGAUCAUGGGUAUAUCUUGUUUUAUGAGAGAGUUGACACAGGAAAUAAUAAUACCAGCUGAAUUGAAAGAUGGUAAAAUUUGCAAUUUUGAAGUGAUUCCAGUUACAUUUUGUGAUUGUUGUUUGAUUAUUAGCAUGGGGACUGGUUCUGUUUUUGUAAUCUAUGAGAUGAUACUGAUAUCAUAUGAUGAUCAAAUGUGAAUCAUGUACAGCAAUGGCGGAAAUUAACUUCAUCUCUCUUCUUGUAGCAAUUGAUUUGAUGGGGAAAAGGCCAAUAGAAAGUUGAAUACUGCUUUUGUUGUAGCUU